This is a messenger RNA of Phyllopteryx taeniolatus (common seadragon), 2073 nucleotides long. RefSeq names its product phospholipase A2, group VII (platelet-activating factor acetylhydrolase, plasma) (gene pla2g7). The record is from RefSeq and is a predicted model, not a curated record. Lineage: Eukaryota; Metazoa; Chordata; Actinopteri; Syngnathiformes; Syngnathidae. The transcript has 11 exons. The coding region runs from base 204 to 1502 and encodes 432 amino acids. Gene Ontology annotation, molecular function: 1-alkyl-2-acetylglycerophosphocholine esterase activity.
ACUGGAGAGGCGUCUAUAAUUUGAAACGUAUGCCACGUUUAUAACAAUACGACCAAUAUGAGUUCCGAAACGUUUAGUUAAGAACUUUAUAGGCUGAGAUUCCGUUCCUUGCGGUGGGCUAACGAGAGGUGUCACCUUCCCAACAUUGGAACCUGUCAAACCACUCCCCGGUGACUCAACUGCUUCGAGCUCGUCAAAAGUGAAUGUUGCGACAUGGACUACGUAAACCUUUCCCGGUAGACUUCGAGCAGUAUUCACCUCUCCAGAUCAGAGGAGGUAUAAAGCUUAGUUUUUCAGCUAUGGGAAACGUGGCUUGUAACAACCUCGAAAUCCCUCCACCAAAGGGCCCAAAUGCUGCAGGAUGCACCGACUUUAUGAUGGAUCACACAGUGCAGGGCAGUUUCUUCCGCCUGUACUAUCCUUGCCAGAGGAUGGACGAAGCAGCGAUGCCACACUGGAUCCCAAGCAGAGAGUACUUUAAUGGACUGGCAGACUUUAUGAAAAUCAACAGGACUUUCAGUGAAAGAAUAUUCAACUGCCUCUUUGGGUCCUUUAAGAUUCCAGCCUUCUUAGAUGCUCCAUUUAACUCGACUGAAAAAUGCCCAGUAGUUAUCUUUUCGCAUGGCUUGGGGGCCUUCAGGACUUUGUACUCAGCUAUAUGUACAGAACUAGCCUCUCAGGGCUUCAUAGUGGCAUCUGUGGAACACAGAGACCUGUCUGCCUCAGCUACGCAUCACCUUCGACAGAAGAGUGAGUUGGAGCAGGCCAACAAGAAUUCCUCCAAGACAUCACUCACAGACACCCUGGUGAGGGAGUGGCUGUACUACAGGAGUCUGCAACAAGGGGAACAAGAAUUCCCCCUCAGAAACCAGCAAGUGCAACAGAGGGCCGACGAAUGCAUCCGUGCGCUUCAUAAACUCACGGACAUUAACUCAGGGGUGCCGGUGCAAAAUGUUUUGCUUACACAAUUUGACUGGAAGACUUUGAAGAACUCCAUGGAUCUCAGCAGAGUAGCUGUGAUGGGUCAUUCCUUUGGGGGAGCAACAUCCAUAGAAGCUCUCGCCAAAGAGGCAAAAUUCAAGUGCGCCGUAGUACUGGACGCCUGGAUGUUCCCGUUAAAAGAUGAAACCUUCCCUCAAGUAAGUCAGCCCAUCUUCUUCAUCAACUCGGAGAAGUUCCAGUGGGCGGAGAACAUCAAACGCAUCAAAAAUUUGGAUUCGUCAGACAUAGAGAGAAAAAUGGUGACCAUCAGAGGGACCGUGCACCAGUCUUUCCCAGACUUCACCUUUCUGACAGGAGACUUGAUCGGCAAGUUGAUGAAUCUAAAGGGUGACCUCGACCCAGAAAUCGGCCUUGACCUCACAAACAAAGCAUCGCUUGCUUUUCUGCAACGGCAUCUUGGUUUGGAAAAGGACUUCAAUCAGUGGGACCCUCUGAUUGAAGGGGAUGACGAAAACCUCAUUCCAGGAACAAAUGUCACUUUGUUUCAGUCGGCCAUCUGACAUUAAACAAAGCCACAGGAAAUUCCUGGAGCCUCUUUAACCUCCCAAUGUGCCCUUAAAAUGACCCAAGAAUGUCAACCAAAAUAACAUUUUAAGCUUAGGGGGUUUAAAAUUGACAUUUGGAGAACAUUUUUUCUGCACAUAAUGUAACUGACCUUUUAAAAGUAUUUAAAUCUGUUCAUAUUUUCCAAGAAUUUUAUCAAAAUUAUUUAAAUCAAGUUCUGUAUGAUAGUUUGUGUAUUGUGUUACUGAAACCUCCCAUCUACUCUGUAAUUUUCCACUGCAACAUAUUUGGUGUGUGUUAUAUAUUUUUAGUUUUCAUCAUGAGGCAAAUUACACCAAAUGUGGCUAUAUGGAUCAAGAAGAAAGAACGACACACAUACAAAUGUGAGAUAUGUGCCUUCAUUCACAGUAUAGGUCAGUAAGGUCUCUGUAAAUAUAAAAGGUGAUCCACACAUUUUAUUUACUGAAGUCUAUUUUUUUGUGCACACUGCAAUGAAUCCAGUUUGUAUACCAACAUUGUUCUUGUUUUAACUGCUCAGGGAGUGCAAAGAAAGUCCAAAUGAAAUGA